Messenger RNA from Sclerotinia sclerotiorum 1980 UF-70, 993 nucleotides. RefSeq lists its product as hypothetical. Gene Ontology annotation, biological process: pantothenate biosynthetic process. The record is from RefSeq and is a predicted model, not a curated record. Bases 1 to 993 code for a protein of 330 amino acids. Gene Ontology annotation, molecular function: 2-dehydropantoate 2-reductase activity. NCBI's taxonomy places the organism in Eukaryota, Fungi, Ascomycota, Leotiomycetes, Helotiales, Sclerotiniaceae. The transcript is spliced from 4 exons. Gene Ontology annotation, cellular component: cytoplasm.
AUGGCUUCAACUGAUAGUGAGGAGACUAUAAAUGUCCUAUUUUAUGGACUUGGAGCGAUUGGCUCGGUUUAUGCUUUUAUUCUUAGUCGAUGUCCAAAUGUACGAUUGACGGCUGUAGCUAGAUCAAACUAUGAUGCUGUGAGAGAGAAUGGUCUUAAACUCAUCAGUGAGAAUCACGGGGAAAAUACUUUCUACCCAGCCAAUGUUAUCAAAACACCCUCAGAAGCUCCCGGUCACUAUGACUAUAUAGUCUGCUCAAACAAAGCCAUCGAUCAAGAAGUCGUAGCUAAAGCUCUAUCUCCAAUCAUCUCCACCUCAACAAGUAUAGUACUAAUACAAAACGGAGUCGGAAACGAAGAAAUCUUUCAGAAACUAUAUCCUCAAAAUAGCAUUAUAUCCUGCGUAGCCUGGACAGGAGCCAUCCAAAAAACCCUCGGAAUAGUCCAUCACACCAAGAACGAAAAUCUCCAACUGGGACUCUUUAGAAAUGACAAUAUCCCAGAAUCAACCUCGAGUCAACAAUUAAAAAUCUUCGACGAUCUAUUAACCACAGGAAAAACACCACAUGAAGUUUUCUCCCCCGAAAGAUUACAAAUCGCUCGUUGGGAAAAAGUUACAUGGAACUGUGCCUGGAAUUGUCUCACCACAUUAACACGAACACAUACACACGAAUGGUUAAAUUCCUCUCCGGAAGCGAUGAAAAUGACACGAGCGCUCAUGCAGGAAAUUAUAGAAGUAGGAAGGAAAAUGGGAGUAGGUAUUAAGGAUGAUUUGAUCGAGAGGUUGAUGGAGAGGAUUUUGAGAAUGCCGAGUAUUGGGACGAGUAUGUUGACUGAUGUUUUGGCUGGGAGGAGGCUGGAGUUGGAUGUUAUUUUGGGGUUUCCCGUGAAGAAGGGGAGGGAGUUGGGGGUUGACAUGAGGGUUGCGGAGACGGUUUAUACGUUGCUUUUGGGGGUGGAUGAGGGGUUGAGGGUGAGGGGUUUGGAGGGGUGA